Carassius auratus (goldfish) is the source of this 1598-nucleotide messenger RNA. Its product is annotated as unconventional myosin-IXb-like. NCBI's taxonomy places the organism in Eukaryota, Metazoa, Chordata, Actinopteri, Cypriniformes, Cyprinidae. Bases 1 to 1533 code for a protein of 510 amino acids. Gene Ontology annotation, molecular function: ATP binding; ATP hydrolysis activity; actin filament binding. Gene Ontology annotation, biological process: lamellipodium morphogenesis; actin filament-based movement; intracellular signal transduction. The transcript has 6 exons. Gene Ontology annotation, cellular component: ruffle; lamellipodium; actin filament. The record is from RefSeq and is a predicted model, not a curated record.
AUGAGGCACUCAUUGUGCAGCAGCUGCGGUACACAGGCAUGUUGCGAAACAGUGCGCAUCAGACGUUCAGGUUAUGGAGCCAAAUACACCUUUCAGGAGUUUACUGAGCAGUUUCGUGUGUUACUACCAAAGAAUUCUGCGUCUCUGGAGGAUAUAUCAUCUUUAUUGCACAGGCUUGGCUUUGACCACACUACCUACCAGAUUGGAAAAACCAAGGUGUAUCUCAAAGAGCUCGAAAGACAGACAGCUUCAGGACAUCCUCACAAGGAUGUUAUGCGCAAAAUCAUUUUCUUGCAGCACUGGUUUAGAGCUAAAAUAGAGAGGAUGGAUUUUAUUAGAAUGAGAGAGGCAGCCAUCUUGAUCCAGGUUCGCAAAGAGAAGUUCUACCAGCGGCAGUUUUUGAUCCAUCAGCAUGGCGAGUGUUCCAAACAGAAAGAGCCUGGAUAUCAAAAAGCACAGAGCCAUCCAUCACAGAAGAUGCCAGGCACUUCGGCAAAGAGGGGCAUUUCGGCUCGCAAACGUUUGGAUUUGGACUUGUUAGGUACUCUCACUAAAGGAGGAAUAAGGAAGGAAAGAGAUCCGAAGAGGAAGCUUGCCGAAAAAGAGGAGGAGGAAGCAGCACAACGAGCUAAAGAAGCAGAAGAGGCAGCUAGGCAAGCUAAAAAGGAAGAAGAGGCAGCCAGGCAUGCCAGAGAGGAACAGGAAGCAGCUAGAAGACAGAAAGAGCAAGAGACUCUACUACAACAACCACUGGCACCAGGCAAGCAGUCCAACAAUGUGGAGACACUAGUGCUGGAGCGCAGUAAGGCUCCUGUGGAUGUUGAGAUUGGAAGUAAGGGCACGGCCCAAGUUGAUGUCUCAAAAGACCGAAGUAAUUCUGAGAUAGUUCCACAAGUGGAGGCUGGUCCUCCUGAGGUUAAAGAACACCAGAAGCAAAAGGAAAAUGAAUCUUCUGCACAUCCCAGGGAGGAAGGUACACAAACUAAACCUACGUCUCUUGAAAUCCCAAGUGGACAAAGCCAAAACAGAGCUCCUCCGCUCGCCAAGCUGCCAGUAUCCAGAAGUCAGGAGAAACGGGAGCUUAGGAGACAACGUGGCCUAGAGCACAGCCAGAGAGAAAGUGAGAGAGCAGCAUUAGCUGGAAAAGACAAUACUUUCUUCGAGAGCAAAACUCUAGAGAGACCAGGGAAAGUAGACAGCAAGUUGAAGGAGCGAUCUGACAGCAAAGAGUUGGAUCAGUACACCUUUGUGGCUUGGAAAGUAGACAAGGUGAAGAAGGAUGCCAAAGAUGUCCCACCUGAACUUGUUCGACCUUCCACCUUACCCUUGGAUAUCCCUAAUUCAGGACCUGAAAGAACGGUUACACAGACCCGUCCAUCACCGCUCAACCUGCUCUCGCCAAAGAAGAGGACAACAGGAAAAAAAGACCAACAAGAAGCAGCACUCAGCCAGAAAACCUCAUGGCAGGACCCCACAGUCAGGAGGACAGGAACAUCAAAACUCUCCAGAAUCGCGGGAUCUCUAUGUCACUAGACGAUGUGUCCAAAAUAGGCUUGGGCGGUUCAUCACAGGUAAUGUUGACUUGAUUUAACUAGGUA